This is a messenger RNA of Entelurus aequoreus (snake pipefish), 5053 nucleotides long. It is a transcript of the gene insc, whose product is annotated as protein inscuteable homolog. The record is from RefSeq and is a predicted model, not a curated record. Gene Ontology annotation, biological process: asymmetric cell division; regulation of asymmetric cell division; establishment of mitotic spindle orientation. Gene Ontology annotation, cellular component: apical cortex. Gene Ontology annotation, molecular function: cytoskeletal adaptor activity; protein binding. Lineage: Eukaryota; Metazoa; Chordata; Actinopteri; Syngnathiformes; Syngnathidae.
UAGCCAUGUGUGCGUGGCUCAUUCAGUAUUAAGCAGCUCCCGGUCUCCGGUGUCACGCAUACCCACGCGAUCAUCUUGCCCGGACCAGGAUGAGCCAGGAUCCAGUUCCUGCAGUCUCUCAGGCCCGCUGGGCUGCCCGUGGACCAGCUGGCUCUUUCUGAGGCGUUUGUUUGGCGGCACAGAGGAAAUGCAUCUGGAUAUUUCACAGGAGGCGAGGAAAGAACCCAGCGAGACAUGAAUAGAAUCUUCCAGUCUGUGGCCUUACAAGGGAAAUGUUCAUUGUGUCUGCACACGACCAUUCAAGCGUGCUGGACGGGAACUUAAACAAGACCCAAAACGGACCAUUCUGGGCUUAGAAUGAACUUCUGAAAAGCUGUGAUCAUCUGAAGGAAGGGGGGCAGGAUGGCGACGCCUCAGUGCAGCUCCAGGCAGAGCAGCUCCCUCUCGUCUUCGCCAAGCAGCAGCCGCAUGCAGUGCCUGCAGGUGGACUCGGUCCAGCGGUGGAUGGAGGACUUGCGCCACAUGACGGAGGUGGAGUGCAUGUGCGUACUCCAGGCCAAGCCCAUCGAGGUGGAGGACGACAACCAGCAGGCUGAGCUGAUCGUGGGCGGCGUGGCAGGCGCCGGGGACCACGUGGCCCGCAACAACCUGCAGACGCUCCUCCGCCGGGCCCUGGUGGUCAGCACAGAACUGGGCAAGAUGUUCCAGCGGCUGGAGAAGGGACGCUGGCAGAGGGUCCACAGCACGGCCGUGCGGGCAAACUGCCACGUGCGCUCCUUGGUGCACGAGUACAGUAGUGCGGCGCGGGGCACGCCGCCUGAGAUGCAGAAGUACGAGACGGCUCUUCUGGAGAAGUGCAUGGAGCUGACUACUAUCACCGAGAGAUGUCUGCACACCGAGGACGAGUUCUUCCUGAAAUCCAUGAGAGACGCCAUCCAUGAGAUCCUGACUGACGUCAGCGAUUCGUUCAGCAACAUGAUCGACAUGGCCUUAGCCAAUGAGAUCCAGGUUCUGAUCAAACAAGUUGAGUCUUCGGACGACGUUGACACCAUCGGCAGCGCCAUCAGCAACCUGUUGUCCCUCACCCAGGACGGACCUCAGCUGUGCAGCAUCAUCGCCAAGGAAGGAGCGGUGGUGUCGCUGUUCAAGAUCUGCAGACAGGACCGCUUCAUGGGCCUUUACGCUCACGCCCUGAGGACGGUGGCCUCCAUCUGCUGCGUGGAGGAAGGCAUCAAGCAGCUGGACAAGGUGGACGGCAUCCUGUGCCUGGCGGACAUCUUGACGGACGACAGCAGCGUGGAGGCGGCGCGGGCCGAGGCGGCGGCGGUGGUGGCUCAGAUCACGUCGCCUCACCACACGUCCACGCAGCACCUGGCCAGCUUCCUGGAGAGCAUGCACGACAUCGUCACCGCGCUCAUCGGCUUGUGCGAGAGCGCCUCCUGUGGCGAAGUCUUCCUGCUGGCGUCGGCGGCGUUGGCCAACAUCACCUUCUUUGACAGCAUGGCCUGUGAGAUCCUCCUGCAGCUCAACGCCAUCCACAUCCUGCUGCAGGCCUGCAAGGACCGCCAGAGAGUGGACACGCCCUACUCCAAGGACCAGGUGGUGACCAUCUUGGCCAACCUGUCGGUCUUGGAGCAGUGUGCUCCCGAAGUCCUGCAGGAACAAGGCAUCGAGCGUCUUCUUCUGCUGCUGGGAGAGAAGCCGUCCUCCUCCAGCCCGUCCGAGGGCGCCGCCUGCGAGCGCGUCCAGCAGAAGGCCGCCGUCACGCUGGCGCGCCUCAGCAGAGACGGCGACGUGGCCAUGAUGGCCAUCCAGCUGAAAGCUGUCCCUCGUCUUAUCGAGUUGUGUCGUUCCCCCACUGAGAGGAAUAACAGCGACUCUGUCUUGGUCGCCUGCCUGGCGGCCUUGAGGAGGCUGGCAGCAGGGUGCCCAGACAGCAUCGAGGUGUCUGACCAUCAGCAGCUGAUCAAACCGCGGCUGGUGGAUUCCUUCCUGCUGUGUUCCAACAUGGAGGAGAGCUUUGUGUGAAGCGAUGGACGCUAAAGUGCCACAUCGUCACGACUAAUGAGCAGCCGAGCUUCGACGCCGCUUUGACCUGACCGCUGCAACACGUGUACAUCAUGGACUGUAUCAUCUGUGUAAAGUAUGUGUGUGGCGCAGGGCUGGGCGAUACGGCUGAAAACUGUAUCACGAUAUCGAUAAUUAUUGAUACUUUUGAUAACCUAUGGAAAAUAGGGAGCAGGAGAAAAUAUAUUAAGUGUAAACACUUAAUAACUUCUUAUAAUAAGGAAUAUGUAAGAAAUGUUUAAUAAAGUGUAAGAAAAUAGUGACAAAACGUAAACAUAGAUGACUAUUUUCUGCAGGUUUAGUGCCAGCAAGUUACAGCUGUGCUCUAAAGGGUGAGCUCGGCUCCAGACAAUCAUCUAUUUGUUGUUAUUCCGAUCGGAGCCGUUCGAGUAUCAAAACGUUCAGCUUAAUCGGGAAUCGUGAGCCGCCCCCCCGAAAAAUGUUUUAUAGAUACUGCGGAUUACCCAGAAUUCCCGGUCCACACACUCCACUCACCUUGGACAAUCAAACUACCAUUUUCCCAGUCCAAAAAAAAAUUCCAGGAAUUCCCGGUUUUCCAAAGCCCUAUUUUCACCUGAAAAAGGUUCACAGUCCACAUGUUUUCAACCAUUCCAACAAUUCCAACAGCAACCCAUUCAAAUCAUCGAGGACAAUUGUGCCAGUAUCAAUAUUUUCCAAAAUUCACGUUUUUUUCAAAAUUCCAGGAAUUCCCGAAAUACCCAUUCUCAAUUCAAACUGUUACUACGUCAACACUUUCCAACCGAUUCCAAAAAUUCCAUCAGCAACCCAUUCAUAUCAUCCAGGACAAUUGUGUUAGUAUCAAUGUUGUUUUUUUUUAAUUCCCGGUUUUCCCGAAAUUCCAGGAAUUCCCGAAAUACCCAUUCUCAAUACAAACUGUUACGACGUCAACACUUUUCAGCGAUUCCAAAAAUUCCAACAGCAAUCCAUUCAUAUCAUCCAGGACAAUUGUGCUAGUAUCAAUAUUUUCAAAAAUUCCCAGUUUUCCCAAAAUUCCAGGAAUUCCUGAAAUACCCAUCCUCAAUUCAAAUUGUUACUAUGUCAACACUUUUCAACCCAUUCUAAAAAUUCCAACAGCAACCCAUUCAUAUCAUCCAUGACAAUUGUGCUAGUAUCAAUAUUUAAAAAAAAAUCAAUUUUUUUUCGAAAUUCCAGGAAUUCCCGAAAUACCCAUUCUCAAUUCAAACUGUUACUACGUCAACACUUUUCAACCCAUUCCAAAAAUUCCAUCAGCAACCCAUUCAUAUCAUCCAGGAAAAUUGUGCUAGUACUAAUGUUUUUUUUAUUUUUAUUCCCGGUUUUCCCGAAAUUCCAGGAAUUCCCGAAAUACCCAUUCUCAAUUCAAACAGUUACUAAAUCAACACUUUACAACCCAUUCCAAAAAUUCCAACAGCAACCCAUUCAUACCAUAGAGGAAAAUUGUGCUAGUAUCAAUAUUUUCAAACAUUCCCGGUGUUCCCGAAAUUCCAGGAAUUCUCAAAAUACCCAUUCUCAAUUCAAACUGUUACUACGUCAACACUUUUCAGCGAUUCCAAAAAUUACAACAGCAACCCAUUCAUAUCAUCCAUGACAAUUGUGCUAGUAUCAAUGUUGGGUUUUUUUAAAUUCCCGGUUUUCCCGAAAUUCCAGGAAUUCCUGAAAUACCCAUUCUCAAUUCAAACUGUUACUACGUCAGCACUUUUCAACCCAUUCCAAAAACUCCAACAGCAACCCAUUCAUAUAAUUCAGGACAAUUGUGCUAGUAUCAAUAUUUUUAGAAAAUCCUGUUUUUCCCGAAAUUCCAGGAAUUCCCGAAAUACCCAUUCUCAAUUCAAAGUGUUACUACGUCAGCACUUUUCAACCCAUUCCAAAAACUCCAACAGCAACCCAUUCAUAUCAUCGAGGACAAUUGUGCGAGAAUCAAUAUUUUCAAAAAUUCCUGGUUUUCCCAAAAUUCCAGGAAUUCCCAAAAUACCCAUUCUCAAUUCAAGCUGUUAAUACGUCAACCCUUUUAAACCGAUUCCAAAAAUUCCAACAGCAACCCAUUCAUAUCAUCCAGGACAAUUCUGCGAGUAUCAAUAAUUGAAAAAAAUCCCGCAUUUCCCGAAAUUCCCAAAUGUCCAGGAAAUUCCCAUUCAUAGUUCUACAAUGCCCAAAAUCUUCCGCCCUUUAUUUGCCCAAUUCCGACCUUUCAACCAUCCACCAACACUACUCUUCCGAUAUAUUGAACGCAAAACAUGUUUCCCCUAUACCAAAAUUCCAGAUUUUCCCGAGAUUUCCCGGAAUGAAUGGGACAUUUCUCAUCCGAUUUGAACCGACUUUAUCUUCUCACUCUAUGCAAAGAAUCAACCGCUAUACAACAAGAUGGCGCAACCAAACGUGAUAGUUGAUACUGCUACCUGAUUGGCUGUUAGCGUCUCACUCCCACUGACCAGUGAUCACUUCCUGCGUUGCUCGGUUACCAGAAAGCGAGUGCCUUUUGUUCAUACAACCGACCUUGAAUCGCAACUUCCAGUUUUUCUUCCGACGAAGAAGAAAUAAAAAUAAUCUAAAUUUUUAUCAAACACAUUUUUUAUUGGUAUCGAUUACGUCUCUUUCGCGAUAUAUAUUGAUAUCGUUUUAUCGCCCAGCCCUAAUGUAGAGUACAUUCAAUAAAUAUUUGAUCGCUGCCGAUUUCUUAAGUUGACCAUCUUACAGAACUAUAAACAUUACGCCGUUUUUAGCAUUUUUACCUGCCGUAUUUAAAGGGUCAGAUACACACUAUUUUACACUUUCGGUCCUCACACAACCUUCAAGGCACAAGAACUCUGUUGAUUUUAAAGAUGUCCUCUUGUGUCAUAUUUAUUUUAUUUGUCGCAUUCAGUACAACUGCUCUCAGUAAAAUAUGAUUGUAAGUUUUCCUGCAGCUCAACAUGUAUUGUUACUUUUACUCAUGGACAUAUCUCAUGUUUGAUUUUAGCCACGAAAUAAAGACGGCGAAGCAUCUGUA